AUGAGUAAAACAAAAGCUGUCAAAAUCGCGGUUAUUGGCGGAAGUGGCCUUUAUAAAUUUGACCAUUUAACCCCGAUAAGAGAAAUUUGUCCGGAAACUCCAUGGGGUUAUCCUAGCAGUAACAUCGUUAUAGUUGAGGACUCUCGUGGUUCUCAAAUUGCUUUUCUUUCUCGACAUGGCGUUGGACAUCAGUACAGUCCUUCUGAAGUGCCGUCGAGGGCAAACAUAGCUGCCUUGAAACAUAUUGGUGUGGAAGUUAUUAUCGCCUUUUCAGCUGUUGGAUCUCUUAGAGAAGAAAUAAAACAUCAAGACUUUGUCCUUCCAGAUCAGAUUAUAGAUCGGACUAAAGGAAUUCGACCUUUUACCUUUUUUGAAGGUGGAAUCGUAGCUCAUACAACAUUCGCAGAUCCUUUUAGUCCAUUACUUUCCGAAAUUGUUUAUUCCCAUCGACAUUGUCUUGGAGAAAACAUCACUUUACAUCGCAACAAAACGGUUGUAUGUAUAGAAGGACCUGCGUUUAGUACAAGAGCUGAAUCACACUUAUAUCGAAGUUGGGGAUGUGACGUUAUUAACAUGUCUGCAUUGCCCGAAGCAAAAUUGGCUAAAGAAGCUGAAAUUGCUUAUCAAAUGAUAUGUAUGUCAACUGAUUAUGAUUGUUGGAAGCAAGAUGAAGAAUCGGUUUCUGUUGAAGUGGUAAUUUCAAAUUUAAAGCAGAAUGCAGAUAAUGCAAAAAAAUUAUUAGUAGAAAUUUUGCCAGACUUAGAGAAGGCGUUGGAGGAAGGAAAGUUUGAGGAAAUGAAGGGAAUUAUGAAAGGAUCUUGUAUUACCAGCAAAGAAGUUAGGAAUGAAGUUAGAAGUCAAGAAGCAAUUAGAAAGCUAGAGUAUAUUUUGCCUGGUUAUUUUAGUUAA
This is a messenger RNA of Cetraspora pellucida, 909 nucleotides long. NCBI's taxonomy places the organism in Eukaryota, Fungi, Glomeromycota, Glomeromycetes, Diversisporales, Gigasporaceae. The record is from the annotation of a GenBank genome assembly.